This is a messenger RNA of Scleropages formosus (Asian bonytongue), 264 nucleotides long. RefSeq names its product retinal cone rhodopsin-sensitive cGMP 3',5'-cyclic phosphodiesterase subunit gamma. Gene Ontology annotation, cellular component: photoreceptor outer segment membrane. Gene Ontology annotation, molecular function: cGMP binding; 3',5'-cyclic-nucleotide phosphodiesterase activity. The record is from RefSeq and is a predicted model, not a curated record. Lineage: Eukaryota; Metazoa; Chordata; Actinopteri; Osteoglossiformes; Osteoglossidae. The transcript is spliced from 3 exons. Gene Ontology annotation, biological process: visual perception; positive regulation of epidermal growth factor receptor signaling pathway; positive regulation of G protein-coupled receptor signaling pathway. The coding region runs from base 1 to 264 and encodes 87 amino acids.
AUGAACGGAGAAGCCCCCGCAGGAAGCGCCCUGGCUCCCCCAGCCAACGAAGCGGGACCCACCACCCCCAAGAAGGGACCUCCUAAGUUCAAGCAGAGGACGACCCGCACCUUCAAGAGCAAGGCCCCCAAGCCUGGACAGAAAGGAUUUGGUGAUGACAUCCCAGGAAUGGAGGGGCUGGGCACAGACAUCACCGUCAUCUGCCCCUGGGAGGCCUUCGGUGACAUGGAGCUCAGCGAUCUGGCCAAAUUUGGCAUUAUCUAA